AUGUUUGGAGUCGAUCUUGACGCGGCAUUCGGCGUUUUUGACGAAAAUGCUGACGUUUCGUUAAAACAAUUGAAAGGCAAGGCCGAAAAAAAAGUGAAAAACGAGAAGCGUACGUCUUCAGAAGUCAGCGAUGACGAUCGUGUUACUCGUAAGGAUGGAAGCGUAAAAGAAAAAGACGUAAAACGUCAAAAAAGAGCGGUUGUUGCUGAUAAAGAGCACGAAGAACGCGUUUCUGAGGUCUCGCAGGUGAGAACGGAAUCUGCUGUUCAGGAUGCAAGCUCAAAAACCGAAAAUUCGACAGAGGAGGGUGCCGAGGAUGAGACGAGGAAGAAGUUUAUGACGGGUGGGACAAUUGUGGAGCCUGUUGUUGCCGAUUCAUUUGAGGAGGAGGGUUCUCUUCAAGUCACUGGUGCUGUUGGUGUCCCUAGUGGUCCAGAUACAUCUGCUGAAAAGGUAACCUUGAGACAUCAGGUCCGUCACCAGGUCUCUCUUCCACCGAAUUACAAUUAUAUUCCCAUGUCUCAACAUAAAAGUCCUAAUCCACCUGCUCGCACGUACCCCUUCACCCUUGAUCCUUUCCAAGCAGUUUCCAUCGCUUCUAUUGAACGCAAUGAAAGUGUUUUGGUUAGUGCUCAUACGUCUGCUGGUAAGACCGUGGUGGCCGAAUAUGCUGUUGCACAGUCUCUUCGUGAUAAGCAGCGUGUUAUUUACACAAGUCCCAUCAAGGCCUUGAGUAACCAAAAAUAUCGUGAACUUCUGGCCGAGUUUGGUGAUGUUGGUCUAAUGACUGGUGAUGUUACCAUUAAUCCCGAUGCAAGUUGUCUCGUAAUGACUACGGAAAUUCUGCGUUCUAUGUUGUAUCGUGGUUCGGAGGUUAUGCGUGAAGUUGCUUGGGUUAUUUUCGAUGAAAUUCAUUACAUGCGUGACAAAGAGCGUGGUGUGGUUUGGGAAGAAACUAUUAUUCUGCUUCCCGACAAGGUGCACUAUGUUUUCUUGUCUGCUACAAUUCCCAACGCAAUGCAGUUCGCUGAAUGGAUUACUCGCAUUCAUCGUCAACCCUGUCAUGUCGUCUAUACUGAUUUCCGUCCUACUCCUUUACAGCAUUAUCUUUUCCCAAGCGGCGGUGAUGGAAUUCACUUGGUUGUUGACGAAAAGAGUACUUUCCGAGAGGAAAACUUUCAACGUGCUAUGGGUGCUCUGAUGGAAAAGACUGGCGACGAUCCUGCUGCUGUUCCCAACAAGAAGGUCGGCAAGAAGGGAAAGAUUGGUAAAGGUGGAAACAAGGGACCUUCUGAUAUCUACAAAAUUGUGAAGAUGAUUAUGAUGAAGAACUACAAUCCUGUUAUCGUCUUUAGUUUCAGUAAGCGCGACUGUGAGGCGCUGGCCCUUCAGAUGUCAAAACUUGACAUGAAUGAUAAAACGGAACGUGAUCUGGUUAGCACGAUUUUCAAUAACGCUAUUAAUCAGCUCUCUGAGCAGGAUCGUCAAUUGCCUCAGAUUGAACACAUCCUCCCUUUGCUUCGUCGUGGUAUUGGUAUUCACCACUCUGGACUUCUUCCCAUUCUUAAGGAGGUAAUUGAGAUUCUUUUUCAAGAAGGUCUUCUUAAAGUUCUGUUUGCAACGGAGACGUUCUCCAUUGGUUUGAACAUGCCCGCCAAAACUGUUGUUUUCACCAAUGUUCGCAAGUUUGACGGAAAGGAUUUCCGUUGGAUUUCCGGUGGUGAGUAUAUUCAAAUGAGUGGUCGUGCUGGUCGUCGUGGUCUUGAUGAUCGUGGUAUUGUUAUUUUGAUGGUUGAUGAGAAAAUGGAUCCACCUGUUGCUAAAAGUAUGCUGAAAGGCGAGGCUGAUCGUUUGGAUUCUGCCUUCCACUUGAGCUAUAAUAUGAUUCUUAACCUUUUGCGUGUGGAAGGUAUUUCGCCUGAGUUUAUGCUUGAGCGUUGUUUCUUCCAAUUCCAAAACAGUGUUGAAAUCCCCCGCCUCGAGCAAGAACUUGCUGAGACGGAAGAAAAGUUUAACAAUUUUGUUAUUGAGGAUGAACACGCAGUUGAGGAGUAUGAUACCAUUCGCACUCAAUUAAAAGUAUAUCAUGAGGAUAUCCGCAAAGUGGUUAAUCAACCCAACUUUUCCUUGUCAUUCCUUCAACCAGGACGGUUAGUGCGUAUUCAUGAUGGUAAGAAGGACUUUGAUUGGGGAAUAGUUACAGAAGUCCAGAAGCGCUCUGCGCCAAGGGGACAGUCAAAAGAUUUCCCACCUUUGGAGUCUUAUAUCCUUUAUGUUCUUUUACGUGUGUCUAGUGAAACUGGACCCAUUAAAAUUAAGCAGGGACAACUUCCAGAUGUUCAACCACCAGUUGAGGGUGAUGAGGGACGCAUGGAGCAGGUUCCUGUCUACCUCUCUGCCAUUGACGGUAUUGCUCAUAUCCGUGUAUUCCUCCCUAAAGACUUGAAGUCUCCUCAGCAACGUGCUAUCGUCGGUAAAUCGUUGAAGGAGGUGAAAAGACGGUUCCCUGACGGUAUUCAGUUGCUCGAUCCGGUGGAGAACAUGCAUAUUAAGGAUGAAACAUUCCAAAAACUUCUUAAAAAGGCAGAGGUGCUAGAGGCCCGUUUGUUGGCUAAUCCUUUGCACAACUUUGAUGGUGUUGGAGAAAAGUUGGCACAAUUGGAAGAGAAGAAGUCGCUGCAGGGUCGUGCAGUUUUGCAGUUAAAUGAGCUUAAUUGCAGAAAACGUGUGUUGAGACGUUUGGGCUUCACAACCACCGACGAUGUUAUUGAGGUAAAAGGUCGUGUUGCUUGUGAAAUUAGUUCUGGAGAUGAAUUACUUAUUACAGAACUUAUUUUUAAUGGUAUAUUCAACGAUCUGACUCCUCAACAAUGUGCCGCUUUGUUAAGUUGUUUGGUUUUCCAGGAGAAAUCCAAUGAUGAAAACUUGCACUUGAAAGAAGAGCUUUCUGGCCCUCACAAAAUUUUGCAGGAGAUGGCUCGGCGUAUUGCCAAAGUCUCUCAGGAAAGUAAACUCAAUGUUAUUGAGGACGAGUAUGUCGAGAGUUUCAAACCGUCUUUAAUGCCCGUUGUCUUUGCCUGGGCUCACGGUGCUACAUUCGCACAUAUCUGCAAAAUGACGGAUGUCUAUGAAGGAUCUUUAAUUCGUAUGUUCCGUCGAUUGGAGGAAUUGCUUCGACAAAUGGGGGAUGCUGCUAAGGUUAUUGGAAACACAGCAUUGCAGAAGAAAAUGGAGGAUUCAAUUGCUUGUAUUCACCGUGACAUUGUUUUCAGCGCAUCUUUGUAUUUGUAA
Molecule: messenger RNA, 3291 nt
Organism: Schizosaccharomyces japonicus yFS275
Lineage: Eukaryota; Fungi; Ascomycota; Schizosaccharomycetes; Schizosaccharomycetales; Schizosaccharomycetaceae
Exons: 2
Coding region: 1-3291 (1096 amino acids)
Biological process (GO): siRNA catabolic process; nuclear polyadenylation-dependent mRNA catabolic process; rRNA catabolic process
Cellular component (GO): nucleolus; TRAMP complex; nucleus
Molecular function (GO): RNA exonuclease activity; RNA helicase activity; hydrolase activity
Source: RefSeq, a predicted model, not a curated record